AUGGGCGGACCUUACCCCCCCACGACCGCCCAACUGGGUGGCCGACCAACCGUCGAGGUCGACGUGCCUAUAUGCACCAUCCUACUCGUCGCAUUUCUCAGCUUCGGCAUUUGCCAUAUGGUCCGAUUUCGUCGCAACCUGGCACGAGGCCACAAGUUUAUACCGUCGGGUGCUACGUUUGGCUUUUGCAUGUCGCGUGUCGUCGCCAACGUGAUGCGCAUUGUUUGGGCGUGCUACCCAAACAAUGUCCGAGUGGCCAUUGCGGCUUCCAUUUUCGUGGCAGCCGGGGUAUUGAUUCUCUUCGUACUGAACCUGCUGUUUGCGCAACGCAUGAUGCGAGCCGCCUUUCCGGCCUGGGGCUGGUCACAGCCUGUUUCGUGGACGUACAAGGGCCUCUAUGCGCUGGUCGCCCUGUCGAUCAUCAUGCUCAUCACCGCCAUCGUUCAAAACAUGUAUACGCUCGACCCUAACACGCACCGAAUCGACCGCGAUAUCCAACUCUAUGGAGUGACCUUUUUUGCAAUUGUCUCAUUUCUGCCGCUGCCAAUUGUGAUGCUGGUCUAUAUCUUUGCGGACGAGAACAAAGUCACGCCCUUUGGAUCGGGCUCCUGGCGAGCCAAAGCACUGGUCAUCUUAACCGCCGGCACUCUGCUAUGUUUGGGCGCAUCCUAUCGCGCAGGAACAACAUGGAUGACGCCGCGUCCAGCCAAUGAUCCGCCCGCGUACAUGCACAAAGCCUGCUUCUAUAUCUUCGAUUUCGUGCUUGAUUUAGUGGUCGUGGCCAUCUUCUUCUUCGCCCGCGUGGAUCAACGGUUCUACAUCCCCGAUGGUAGCUCUAAGCUGCGCCACUACCGGGGAGUUUCUUCCACCGAGAAGCUAGAUUCAAAUGAGCGAGAGUUGACCCCGGGGGAUCAAACAGUAUGA
Messenger RNA from Penicillium oxalicum, 924 nucleotides. RefSeq lists its product as uncharacterized. Lineage: Eukaryota; Fungi; Ascomycota; Eurotiomycetes; Eurotiales; Aspergillaceae. The coding region runs from base 1 to 924 and encodes 307 amino acids. The transcript has a single exon. The record is from RefSeq and is a predicted model, not a curated record.